AUGCCUGCCAACCUCGCACCCCAAGACCCCGACGAUGAGGCCCUCUUCGCAGCCCUCGAAAACGAAGAUGACAGCUCUUACCGCGACCAGCGCAUCCAACAACUCAACGCCGAGUUCGCCGCACAGAAGACCAACCGCGACCCGUCCAGCACGACGACCAUCCUCCACAAAGACAUCUACCCGACGCUGAGCAGCGACCAAUCGGUGCUAGACUUCACAACCUCCACAGCGCGCUGCCUAGUCCACUUCGCACACCCAGACUUCGCCCGAUGCAAAGUCAUGGACAGCGCCCUUGAACAGCUGGCGGGGGUGCAUUACGAGGUGCGGUUUGCGCGGGCGGAUGUGGAAUCGACACCGUUUCUGGUGGAAAAGCUGAAGAUCAAGAUCCUGCCGUGUGUGAUUGGGUUUAAGGAUGGAGUUGGGGUUGAUCGGGUGGUGGGAUUCGAAGGCCUGGAGGCCGGGGGGAGGGAUGGUGGGGAGGGGUUUAGUGUGAGCGUGCUAGAGAAGAGAUUGUUGUUCAAGGGGGUGCUGGUCAAGGCGAAAUUGUCUUCGCCUGAGAAUGAAGAUGACAGCGAGAGUGAACGGAGCGAGAGUGAGGGAUUCAGCAAUCGGAUCAAUACCCGGCGGGCGAUCCGGAGUGGAAAUGCGCAGCGAUUGAGAAAUAGGGUGGACGAUGACGACGACGACGAUUGGGACUGA
Messenger RNA from Penicillium lagena, 699 nucleotides. Its product is annotated as thioredoxin domain-containing protein. The record is from RefSeq and is a predicted model, not a curated record. Gene Ontology annotation, cellular component: cytoplasm. The coding region runs from base 1 to 699 and encodes 232 amino acids. The transcript has a single exon. Lineage: Eukaryota; Fungi; Ascomycota; Eurotiomycetes; Eurotiales; Aspergillaceae.